GCAGCCAGCUGUAUACGUCAUCAGUUCUAGAUCGUGCUAUAGGAGCGCGCGGCGAGGAGCGGCUUCAUUAUUUAAUAUAAUAAGAGUGAGGGUUAAUAUUUAAUACAGAGAUUUAAAGGUUGCCGGAUCGAUCUGACUGAGUGAGUGUGCUGAGUUUCUGCAGGUGAGUGUGGUGCAGGUGGAGAUGGGGCUGCAGGUGUGUGUUGUGUUUUUGUGCGGUUUGUUGUCGUUGAACGUGUUUGUCCAUGGAGCCAGACAGAGCCAGGACAUCAAGUGUGGAGCCUGCAGAGCGCUGGUGGAUGAAAUGGAAUGGGCUAUAUCUCAAAUAGAUCCGAAGAAAAUGAUCCAGACCGGCUCGUUUAGGAUAAAUCCUGAUGGAAGCCAGUCCAUAAAAGAGGUUCCUUUGGCCCGCUCUGAGGGGAAUCUUCUGGAACUGAUGGAGGAGGUGUGUGAAAGGAUGAAAGAUUACGGGGAACGUGUUGAUCCUGCCACUCAAAGGAAGACCUACUUGAGACAUACGUCACGUGACGGAACCUCCAUGGACCUCUCAGAUGUGACCUUAGACUCUAGAGUCAGCGCCAGUUUAAAGUUUGCUUGCGAGACGAUUGUUGAGCGUAACGAGGACGAAAUUAUUGAAUUCUUCUCUCAUGAGACCGACAAUGUUAAAGACAGACUCUGCAGCCAGAGAACAGAUCUUUGUGACCACGCACUGAAAAUACCUCAUGAUGAACUAUGACAUGACCACAGCUCUUCCUGAUCCCCCAAACAGCUGUACAUCCAUCCUCUCACUCCGAGUACACUUGAAUUUGUGAUGUAGUGUCUUUAUCCAGCGGCCAGAGAUUAGAAUUAUUUAAUCUUUGAAUAUGGAUGAAAUUUUGAAGUAUUAAUAUUGAAUAUUAUUUGAAGAUCAUUCUUUCACACAUGCAAUAAUGUGAAUGUUUGUGGUCCGCUGUGCAUUAGCCUUGGUGAAAGCCUUAGGUGCUAUGAACACACAGCUCCGGCUGAGUGUUUAAAGUGUUAUUACAAUUUGAAUAUGUGAAAUGAAAUCCUGUUUCUGAAAACUGCCUCAAGUGUUAUUAGUUAACCUCUACACUUGUUUUGUGUUUUAGUAAACCCCCAACUGAAAUCUGUUCAGUAUUUCUUUCCCUUUAAACUGAUUUCUGUUGAUCAAUUAUUAUAGAUGGCCUUCUGUUUUCCGUAGCUUUGUUUCUUCUUAUUUAAAGUCAUAUUUCCUUUUCUGUAAUACUUCAUGAUUUCUACCUAGAGAUCCAACUUUAAAUAUGAUUUAACGGUUUAAUCUGUACUUUUCUACAUUUUGUUUGGCACUUAUUUCUUGAUUAACUUAAACAGAGUUUCUUAUUUCCACGGAAUGCAAACCGUUUGUGCCCUUUUUGAUAAAUAAACUAUACACUUUGUCUACACUGACUGUACAUCUGAUUUAGAUUUGAAUAAAGGAGACAUUCCACAAUUAUGGGAUUGCCUAAUGGUCAUCCAACAUACUGA
Molecule: messenger RNA, 1503 nt
Organism: Astyanax mexicanus (Mexican tetra)
Lineage: Eukaryota; Metazoa; Chordata; Actinopteri; Characiformes; Acestrorhamphidae
Gene: cnpy2
Product: canopy FGF signaling regulator 2
Exons: 6
Coding region: 185-736 (183 amino acids)
Cellular component (GO): endoplasmic reticulum
Source: RefSeq, a predicted model, not a curated record